UCAAUCUCGACUAUGUUGUCAGAGCUUUCUACGUUUUAUUUCAGAUCGAAUUCCUUGGUUUUGUGAUUGAUUUCUUUUUCUUUUGGUUUCUUGAGAAAAAGAAACCCUGGAAUUUUGAUUCUUCUUGCAUACAUCGGAACCUUCCCUUCACCAAAAUAGUCGGAAACUUCAACUUCCUUGACUACCUCCGCUUCACAACCAUCACUGGCGUCUCCGUCACCGUCGGCUACCUCUCCAGGAUUAAGCCGGGGAUUAGGGGACCGUUGAUGGUGACCGGAGGUCUGAUUGGGCUGAUGGGAGGGUUCAUGUACGCGUACCAGAAUUUGGCGGGUCAAAUCAUGGGAUUCUUCCCCAAAGACGACGAGUAACAUUCAGCAAAAAAGGACACUCCAAAUCCAGCCGCACUCACCCAGCUGGCAACAGCUCCUCCGCAGCUCGCCACUCACCCAACAGUCCAGCCACCGUCCACCACCACCGCUCCACUGUAAGCACAGUCUCUCUCUCUCUCUCUCUCUCUCUCUCUCUCUCUCUCUCUCUGUUUACAGUACAGCCACAUCUUCCCAUCUGCCGCCCUCCAUCUACAAGGUGAAAUUCAUCUGGUCCACUGAAAUUAUUUGGAUUUUUUUUAUGAAUAAUGAACACUGUUGUUUCAUUUUGAGAGUGAUCUUUGAUUUUAAUUGUGAUGGGAUUUAGAAUUUGGGAUGAAUUUCGAUUUUGUGAUUAAUUUUGGCUUUGAUGCGUUCGUUUGUGCAAAUGCAACCCAUGUAGAUGAAUUUUUCUUAGAUAAAAUAUGUUUCAAUGAGAAUCAAAAUGGGGCGUACUAAUCUGGUUGUGGCAGCAGAGAUGGGCAUGUGCUCAUGCUCGUUAUAAAGGAUUUCAUUCUUGCGAUUAUGGUUUCACUGGUUCCAACCAUGUCAUUCUGAAUCUUUUCUUUCACAAAAAUGUCUUUAUGUACUCUUAUUUUACAAGCAAUGCUUAUUGGAAGAAUUGAAAUACAAGAGGGAAGAAUUGAAAUACAAGAAGCCAAGCUGCUGAUUUAAGUGAAGUGUCUCUUUUAUUUUUCAGUUAUGCAUUGAAUUCAUUUAUUAAGUAUGACCUUUACACACACAAAUUUAGAUGAUUUGUAUCCCAAAAGGGUACACCUUCUGUGAGAACAGCAACAUAUAUAAUUGUGUACUUCUUCUGUAGGUCUGCUGCAUAUUGCAAGAUCACAGUCUAUGAGAACAGGAUUUAUGUAACCUAGGAUGUAUUAUUCUUGCUGACAAAAUUGAGCUCAAGGAGUUAGGUUUGCAAUUGAACGAGUAGAUAGAAAUGGAUGACGGCAUUGCUGAAAACUCAUCUCCAACUCGACCUAAAUGGAGAAAAGUGGCAUAUGGAGGGAUGCAGCCUGGUUUUGAUGACAAUCACACUGAUGAAUCAUUCCUUGAAGAUAUAGUCAUGAAUGCCAAUGUUGUGAAACGGGAAAUGCUAAAAGUGAUGCAAGACUCGGUUUCCAUCUCUGAAUAUCUAUGCAUUGUUGCCCUUGUGGGCUUGGUUUGGACCUACACUCUAAGAUCAACUCUUGAUGAAACUUCCCUUUUGUAUCUUGAUGUCAGUCUUCUUGGAUCAGGUUUUCUACUUCUCCUUUUAACCGAAGAAAUGCUUUCACUCAAUCUUCUCUUGCAUUAUUUACUUAACGUUUUCUUUUUCACAACUGGAUUAUACGUUUUGGCUCCCAUCUACCAAACUCUAACAAGAUCCAUUAGCUCAGAUUCCAUCUGGGCAGUAACUGUUCCACUCCUCAUACUUCAUCUAUUCCUUCACGACUACUCAGGAUCAACUGUUAGGGCUCCUGGGGCUCUGAAUAAUCCAACAUUGACCAGUUGCAUUUCUUUAAAUGCCUCGAUAGUGGCCUCGGUUUUCAUUGCUUCUCGCCUUCCGUCAAGUAUACAUGUUUUUGCAAUCAUGCUAUUCUCCUUACAAGUAUUCCUUUUUGCUCCCCUGAUCACUUACUGUAUCAAAAAGUACUCCUUCCGCUUGCAUCUUUGCUUUGCUUUCAGUUUGAUGGUCGUGACCUUGGCUUUUGUUUAUACACUCCACCGGCUACUUUUUGUGCUACUGUUGGGUUUAUUGGUUUUUGUGACUGUGGUAUGUCCUUAUUGGCUUAUACGACUUCAAGAAUACAAGUUUGAGAUCAAUGGCCCUUGGGAUGAGGCUAAGCUUUGUUUUGCCGUGACAGAUUAAGAUCACCAGUGUCAACCUUUGUAUGUCUGAUGGGACUUUUUGGAGGUUGGUUAAUUCGAAAUUGGAUUGUUUGUAUAAUUUCUCUUGUUUCUUCUCUCCAGUUAAAGAUCUUAUUCCACCUAUUACAC
This is a messenger RNA of Juglans microcarpa x Juglans regia, 2351 nucleotides long. RefSeq names its product phosphatidylinositol N-acetylglucosaminyltransferase subunit C. The transcript is spliced from 3 exons. Lineage: Eukaryota; Viridiplantae; Streptophyta; Magnoliopsida; Fagales; Juglandaceae. Gene Ontology annotation, biological process: GPI anchor biosynthetic process. Gene Ontology annotation, cellular component: membrane; glycosylphosphatidylinositol-N-acetylglucosaminyltransferase (GPI-GnT) complex. Bases 1312 to 2223 code for a protein of 303 amino acids. The record is from RefSeq and is a predicted model, not a curated record.